Paramecium pentaurelia is the source of this 516-nucleotide messenger RNA. The record is from the annotation of a GenBank genome assembly. NCBI's taxonomy places the organism in Eukaryota, Ciliophora, Oligohymenophorea, Peniculida, Parameciidae.
CCACAUGUCAUAAACAGAUAGCACUAAAACUUCAGGUUAAAAAGUCAAAAAAACACUUAUAAGUCCAUUGAAAGAAGCACUUUCUUAAUUAACGAAAUCAUAUAAAUUUUUUAUCCCGAAUGAAGAAGACGUAAUUCUAGUUCUUGUAGAUCUUCCAUGUCAUCUAGAGUUGCAAGAAGCAACAUCUCGAGCACUCAAACUUGUGCCAAAACAAAAUCCAGUAGAUUAGAAUCCAAAUAAUUAUGACAUAUAUGUGGCCAAGAAAACUGGCUAACCUAAAAUGGAUUUUCCAUCUUAUUAAACAAAUUUAAGACUAGAAGAAACAGGAAAUUUCGUAUUUUCCUUAGUUCAUGUAACAUAUUCAGAAAAAAAAAUCAGAAAAUCAAUAAGAAAAUCAACAUAUGAUCUAUCACACUAUCAAAGUCCAACAAUCCCCUCAAGAUCAAAAGAGAUCAAUUUAUAUCAACCUAAACCAGAAAAAAACUGGUUACUUCGAUUUUUAGGAUGCGCUUGAUU